UCCUCAGUCGCUCCGCUCCCACACUCCCAGACGGAGUUAACGGAUCCUACGGUUGUUAUUAUGGACCGGGCUGUCCUCUAGACUCGUUUUUUCCCCAACUGUUUCCACUCAGAAAUGGACAAACGAUGUGUGAAAAUGUCUCCGCUUCUUUUUCUUCUGCUCAACAUUCACGUCAGUUUGGAUUUUGUCUUCAAGAAAACUGAUUUUUUUGAAGUUUGAAGCUACCGGCGCUCUCUUCUAAAGUGUGUGGGAAUGUAACGUUAGUUCAUCUCAUUAUCAAGCUAACAUUUUAAAUAACUUCCACAACUUUUGUCUAAUGGAUACAUAUACACAGCUGGAGUAUUUACACACCUUUUUGUGAUUUUUGAUUUUUUUUUGGGGGGAGUUGGAAGUGGACUAUUCUCAUCCUGACAAGUUUUCAUCACCUAAGCUAGCUAGCGGCGGAUAAUGCUAUAUUCAGAUAAUCUAAACUGUAAUAGUAGUUUUGUUUCGUUUACGUGAAUUGGAAACAAUAAUGAUUUCGGAGGAGAGAAGCAGCCACGUAAAUAAACAAGCCCUAAACUUCCCUGUGGGUUUACUGAUCCGCUCUCCAAAGAAGCGCCUGGCCAAACUGGGGAGGAAACCCAGCAAUGGAUCUGUCCAGUCCAACAACUCGGACAGCACCGUCCGCUCCACAGAGAGCGUGGGUGUCCGGCAGCCAGCCAAGAGCAAAAUCCGCCGCCACAAUAACAGGCUUUCAACUGUUUUCAGCCACAGCCCCAACCUGCGGGACGGUGGACGCCGCGGCCAGGCGCUGGGCAGCGGUGACCUCCAGGCUGCAGACGACCCGGCAGAGCUGUCCAGUCAAAUGUCUGUCCCCGGCAUCCUGAAGAUCUUCGGCAGCGACAUCUGUCAGGGGACCAACUAUAAGAGCGUGCUGGCCACCACACAGUCCAGUGCAAAGGAACUGGUGAAGGAGGCCUUGGAGAGGUACUGCCUAGAAAAAGAAGACGCCAACGACUACGUGCUCUGUGAUGUGAUUGGCAAGACAGGCGCAGAUAACCAGUGGAAGAGGGAGUGUUUCCGGGUGGUGGGAGACAACGAGAAGCCCCUCAUGCUGCAGUCACUUUGGAAACCCAAGGAAGGCUUCUCCAGGCGUUUUGAAAUUCAGCUGAGAGCGAGCGUUGAAGAGCAGAGUUUAAAAGACAGAGACACAGUCACAGCAGGCAUCAAUGCUCAGGCUCGUAAGCUGCAGAAGAGCCGCUCCAGAGUGACCUCGCUGUUUGUGGACGGCAGCGGGGAGGACGUGGACGGACUCGGGAUCUGGAGAAGUUUGAGUGAGAUGGAUCUGUCUGCGAUGGGGAAGGAGGCCAGCCGGGUCCGGCAGAGCGCGCUCAGAGAGGAUCCAGAGGCCGAGGCUGACAAGGAGGUCCUGCGGCUCGGCAUGGAGAAGGAGGAGACAGAGAGCAGCGACGACAACACCACCCAGUACUCCAUUCACCCGCCCUUUGAGUUCCCGUACUUCCUCCUGCUGCAGGGCUACAGCCACAGACAGGAUUUUGUCAUCUACCUGAUGAGUGGGACCACCACCAUCUUUGGCCGUUGCAGGGAGCACUGCAACGGAGAAGAUGAGGAGAGAUUAAAGAUCGACAUCCUUCUCUUUGCACCUGACGUGUUGCCCCAACACUGCUGUGUCAGACGCCUGGACUCUAACAUCCCAACAUCCACAGGGGAGCACAAAAAGUCAUUGACACUGCUGAAGCCCCUCCACGGUGCUCCUGUGACCAGAAAUGGUUUCCUCCUUAAAGAGGAGGUGGAACUGAACCCAGGGGAUUUGGUGGGCUUGGGCAAACACUACCUGUUCUUGUUUAAGGAUCCUACCAGCACAUCAGGAUCCCUCCAGACUCCUCCUUGGAUGACCAGACUCUGCCCGAACUCUGACACAAAGACGUCAUCCUCUUGUUUAUCAUGUGGCUCCUCUAUCGCCAUCAAAAGGUUUCAGAGGAAGCCUUUACCGCCUCGUUGGAGGGACCUGGAAGGCACAGAGGCCUUGGUAAAGUAUGAGCUGGAGCAGGAGGACAGGGUCCUGCAGGAGAUUUUGGAUAUGUUGGACCCCAGUGGAAAUGAACCAAAGCUGACGCCUGCUUUCCUGCUGAGCCUGUGCAUCCAGCACUCAGCCUCCACGUUCCAGCUGACACACUUCAGACAACUGCUGCUCCGGAUAGCCAGCCAGAUCCAGCUCAUUAUGUGGGAGAAGACAAAGGAACUUGCAGCAAUCCAGCCAGAAACGAGCUCCGGUGACGGGCAUCCCGAGCAUCUUCAGCUGCUCAGCAUGGAGGAGCUGAUCCCAGGUCUGCAGCCUCUGGUGCUGUGGAUGGCCAACUCCAUCGAACUGCUGCACUUCAUCCAGCAUGAAGUCCCUCAGCUGCUGCCCUGGAGGCAGGACCAGGAGGACGAAGGUCUGUUGGACUCUGAGAUGUCCUCCACUCGAACAGCCUGUGAGGAAGCCAUGACAGUCCUGGAGGAAGUCAUCAUGUUCACCUUCCAGCAGUCUGUCUACUAUCUAACAAAGAGUAUGUAUUCAGCCUUGCCCGGUCUGCUGGAUGGGAACCCGUUCUCAGAGAACGGUCAGCUGCGAGUGCCUGACGGGCUCAGCGGCAUCCUGGAGGUGCUGAAGGAGGCACUGAAGCUUCUCACAGCCUUCCAGGUCCAUCCAGACAUCUCAUUACAACUCUGUGCCUACCUGUUCUUCUUCAUCAACGCAUCGCUGUUCAACACCCUCAUGGAGAGAGGAUCUGUAGCUGGGUUCUACCAGUGGUCCCGAGGUGUUCAGAUCCGGGCCAACUUGGACCUGCUGAUGGACUGGAUCCAGAGCAUCGGCCUGGGGGAUCUGGCCACAGAGUUCUUCCAGAAGCUUUCUGCUGCUGUGAAUCUGCUGGCCACACCCAAAGAAACCCUCCUGCAGGCGUCCUGGGCUUCUCUCAGGACUGAGUUUGCGGCCCUGAACCCAGCUCAGCUUCACCACAUGCUGAGGGAGUACAGCUCUGGUAAAGCCUGUCCCACCGGAUGGACCCCAUCAGCAGAUGAUGCAGAGGACACUGUCAGGACGGCCAACAUCCUGGAGAGCUUUGACAACCACCCGCCGCUCAUCCUGCCCAGCAGCACGUUUCACCUGGAGCUGGGUAAACCCAUCGUGGAGCCUGCUCUGUUUGAACAGCUCAGUCAUCUGCAGGAGUUCAUACGCCGGUGCCCCCGCAGUGAAACCCAAGCCGAACCCGAUGUGGAGGAACAGACGACCACAGACAUCCGGUCUACAACCUCACCCUCCGUCAGAGUCUUCCAGGAUCCUGUCCAUCAGGUGGUCUCCGACCCGGUGACCUGCACCUCCCCUGAGGCAGACCUGGACUGUACCUCCCCUGCGGAGCCGGCUCAUGCCCGAGAAUCUCAUGGUGACCUGAGCGGCUGUGAGGCGGUUCUGACCCAGAAGCUUAAGAGCCUGGAGCUGCAGAACACCCUCCCAGGACAGGCCGACCUGGGCUACCACAAAAGCCUGGCACUGGACCCGUCCUGCCUGCUGACGCCACCCAACACCCCGCAGGGUAUGGAGCUGGCUGAGCUGGAGGCAGAUCUGCAGGAGGGCGCCCGCCAACAAAAGAAAGCUAGUGGAUAUGCUGAGUGGAAGACAGAGAAUAUGGAAGAAGAAGAAGAAGAAGACAAAGAGGAAGUGUUCACGGUGGAGCUUCACAGAGGACCUCAUGGUCUCGGACUGGCGCUCGUAGACGGAACGAAAACACAGCUGAGAAUGAGCGGCAUUUACGUGAAGUCAGUGGUUCCCGACUCUCCUGCCGCUCAGUGUCAGAAACUGAGAACGGGCGACCGCGUCCUGGCCGUUAACGGCAUCAGCCUGGUUGGUAUGGAAUACAACAUUGGUAGAGAACUGAUUCGAUCAUCAGGAGACUCUCUCAGACUGCUGGUGGCCAAGAUCGACUCAAAGACGAGAAACAAGGGCUCGGCUACGACUAAAUGCUGAAGGACGAGCUGUGGUGGACGAUCAAGUGCAAUUGGGAAUACUGGAGGACGUUUGGUUCAUCCUUCCUGCGGCAUCCAAAGUCAGUAUUUCUCACCGGACGGAUUCCCCCCAACCAAAGGAAAACACUCUUCCUGCUUCUCAUUUCAGACUUAUUCCGAAAUAGAUCUGUUUUCUGUGCAAAAAGCAUCGAGACAAUCAACCCAAGCAGCAGGACUGACUCAUUGUGCUCACCAGCGCAGACUGUGGGCAUUUGCUGGGUUAGUUUUUAAAAGCUCAUUUUGCUGUCCCAGCUUCUUCCUGGCCUAUAAACAACCUGCUCAUAUACUCAUAAACCAUGAGGGUUUGGCAGUCAAGGAAAAUAGCUGAAACAUCUAUUUGAAUGUCUGAGUACGCAGUAUUCUCUCUGAAGAACACCACCGAGCUGCUCCAGGACCGAGGCCUGAUUCAUGUCUGGCAUUAACUGGAAUUAUUUUUAAAUUCAUUUUUAAAUUAUGGUUUUUAUGGCUAUUUUAAAAACUGUGAAACCGCAAAUUUUACACUGCGACAAAACCUCCAUCUUACCCAUUCAUUUGUUAGGGAGUCAUAAAACCAUAUUUCUUUGCACAAGUAAAAUCUGUCAUUGGGAAUCAAUAUUUGUUAAUAUUCUGUCUUUUUAAACACAUUUCUAGAAACUUCCCAAAACAAGGAAAACCAUACUGGGAUCAAGCAGAAUUAUAUAAACUUACUGGGAGAUUUUGUUCUUGAUUCUGGAUGUAAGACAAGAUGAUUUUCUUUGCAUUUUAGCAGUUGGUCAUUUUCAUUGUGGCCUUUAGCGCAUCGCACAGAUCGUAACAUUUCCACUUUUAUAUCGCAUGAAAGACGAUCGGUCUGUUACAACAGCGGGUCAAGUGACGGGUGACAAUAAAUGUUCAGGUUAAACAACAGGAAUGUUUGAACAGUUGGGUGAAAAUCUUUAAGCUUUAACAAACUGAAGGGUUACAUGCUCCUCUUUUAAGCAGCUAUAGUCGAUAUUUUUAUCAUAACAAUGGAUCGAAUGACUCGAAGUGAUGAACCUACAGAGAAUUAUCAGCUGAAUCUGCAGCUCCCGUCGGCUUUAAAGGAGCUUUAUAGUGACUUUCAGCUCAUUGUUUAUCUGUCCGGCUGCAACUUUACUGUUUUGGUUCACUCUCGCCGCUCUCAUAGCGUCGUUUUGGGCAAAAAAACUCCACAGUACACUACCUGCUCAGCAGCAAACAGACACACUUAGUGAACAUAGUGGAGCAUUUAGCAGCUAAAGAGCCAGAUGUUUCCCUCAGGAGUUGCUGGAGACCAAAAACAGAGCUAACAGAGAGAGAGUAUUAGACUUACAUUCAUCAGGUGACACAAACACGACUCCUAAUGAAUGAAUAUGUUGCUCUGUAACUGCUGGAAGUGUAAAUAAGCAGCUGUUUGCUAACAAGUUCAACAGAUCAACUUAGAAGGUGAUGAUGUGUCAGUGUUGUGCUCACACGCUUGUUUCUGCUGGCCAAAAAAAUCGGUUCAAACUCCUCAACUUCAAAAACCCUCAUAAAAUAAUAAAGCCAAAGAUAUGCUGUCAUACAGCUAAAAGAACUCUGUUGUUAAUUGGAAAAUGAGAUGGUGUCAUAAUGUUCAACUUCCUCUGCUUCAGUUUAUCAGCUGUACAUAAUGCAUUCACAUCUGCACACACACACACACGUACGAGUUAUAUUGAAUUAAAGGAAUAGUUUGAUAUUUUGGGAAAUAAUGAGAGAGUUAGAUAAGAAGAUUGAUAUCACUCUCAUGUCUAGUAAGAAUAAGGCUGUAGCCGGUUAGCUUAGCUUAGCAUAAAGAAUGGAAACAGCUAGCCUGGCUCUGUCAAAAAGUAAUAAAAUCCACCUAUCAACACCUCUAAAGCUCAUUAUUAACACGUUAUAUCUCGUCUGUUUCCAGCCUUUGUGCUAAGCUAACCGGCUACUGGUUGUAGUUUCAUAUUCAACAGACAGACAUGAGCGUGAUAUCAAUCCUCUCAUCUAACUGUUGGCAAGAAAGCGAAUAAGCGUUUUUCCUAAAAUGUCCAACUUCUGCUUUAAAGCCUUACUGUCAGUGGUUUGGGCCCAAACCAUGAAACAUCUUAGAGUUACUGAUCUGAGAGCAGAUAUGUUUUGAUAUGUUUAACACUGUAGAACGACACACUGCUGCAGCCCCCGUCUUAAGUCUGUCCCUAAUGUAAACAGUGUUCAAGUAUAUUGACACACAAAGUAUUCAGUUUUGUAAUAUUUAUAUUGCGCAGUAUUUUUGAAACUAUGGAAUAAAUAUUAUUUUGACUUUGAAAA
Siniperca chuatsi (mandarin fish) is the source of this 6321-nucleotide messenger RNA. It is a transcript of the gene radil2a, whose product is annotated as Ras-associating and dilute domain-containing protein-like. The record is from RefSeq and is a predicted model, not a curated record. Gene Ontology annotation, biological process: neural crest cell migration; substrate adhesion-dependent cell spreading; signal transduction. The coding region runs from base 515 to 4009 and encodes 1164 amino acids. NCBI's taxonomy places the organism in Eukaryota, Metazoa, Chordata, Actinopteri, Centrarchiformes, Sinipercidae. Gene Ontology annotation, molecular function: GTPase binding. The transcript is spliced from 16 exons. Gene Ontology annotation, cellular component: microtubule.